Molecule: messenger RNA, 1112 nt
Organism: Mya arenaria
Lineage: Eukaryota; Metazoa; Mollusca; Bivalvia; Myida; Myidae
Product: piggyBac transposable element-derived protein 5-like
Exons: 4
Coding region: 579-1112 (177 amino acids)
Source: RefSeq, a predicted model, not a curated record
GCAAUUCCUCGAGGUUUUAUUACGUCACAGUAGGAUCUCACACCUGUGAUUGGCAGUAUAAAUAAUGACCUUCAAGUUUUAGCAGACGACAUUUUCGAGGGAAAAUCAAUACACAAAAGGUUAAUCUUCAGCUUUAUAAACAUCCGGGAUAUUGUUUACAAAAAGAAAGAUGCAAUAUUGAAGUAUUGAAAUGACCCUAUUGAAAUAUGCGGGAGAUGCGUUUACAUCCAGUAGUGUAUAGGGUCGGCCAGAUGCGUUUACAUCUGCUAAUGAGCUAUGUCGGCCUAUCUCGUAUACAUGCGCUAAAGGGUUAACCAAGCGUUUGACAGUUAUACAUUGAAAGUGAUUAAUCAUGCUUGAAACAACUUAUGUUGUACCAUUUUGUCCAUGAAAAGGACGUCAUAAGUUUCCAAAGGACAAAGCCUGACGAGAUGCAUGGGUGCACGCAAUUAAAAAUGGAAAAUCGAAGUUCGAAAUGUGGUCACCUACGAAGUACUGUACAUCUGUGAGAACCAUUUCACGGGAGAUGAUUACCACACGGAGACAUAUUCUGAUCCUGGCUGAUCUGCAGCUGUCCCAUGUUGCUGGAGUUUCUCAUCAGCAUCUUCUGUAGAGAACCGCUACAUGUACAUGAGGAUGCUAUUCAGAUUGAUGACUUCACAGAGACACCAGGGCCAAACUUCCCUGAUGACUUUGAUGUGGACCAAGCAACACCUCUUGACUAUUUCUGGCUUGUUUUCCCAAUCCAGCUCAUAACCAUGAUUGUGCACACCAACACCUACGCCCAGUGGGUACAGGCCAGGGAUGGAUUUGACUCCUUCUGGCAUGAGACUUCGGAGGCUGAGAUGAGGUCAUUUUUGGCCAUCAACGUCCUGAUGGGCAUCCAGCAGCUGCAAGAGAUAUCUAUGUACUGGUCAUCGAAUCCCUUCAUUGGCAACCCAGGCAUCAUGGGAACAAUGACAUGCAACCGUUUCCAGAAACUAGCCCAGUACUUCAAUGUUUCUGACAGGACCUCUGAACCAAGGCGCGGUGAACCUGGAUAUGACUGCCUGCUCAAGCCAACCGCGACAUGUUCUACAUGGACCCAACCACAGGGAAUGUCUUCCUCAUGA